Messenger RNA from Ylistrum balloti, 435 nucleotides. RefSeq lists its product as uncharacterized. The record is from RefSeq and is a predicted model, not a curated record. Gene Ontology annotation, cellular component: cell cortex. Lineage: Eukaryota; Metazoa; Mollusca; Bivalvia; Pectinida; Pectinidae. The transcript has a single exon. Gene Ontology annotation, molecular function: actin monomer binding. The coding region runs from base 1 to 435 and encodes 144 amino acids.
AUGGAAUUACAACGGAUAGACAGUAUUUCUCUGAAGGAAGAAUAUCUCCUCAAAAUUUGGGAGGAUUAUGUGCUGGAGAACAUUGUGGAGGCCAAUUCAUGUCAGAUGGCCAUAUUUGACCGUCGGACUAAACGACUGAUUAUUGGCACAGACAAUUUUAAGAUCCAGGCUUGUGAGCUAAGCCAUAUCGCAGAGGGAGUGAUGUACCCCGAUCUAGUUUACAGAAAUGGGGUGACAGUCUGUGGACGGCAUUACGAAGUCCGUCUGGCGGACGGCAAACAGGGUAUAUACGCCCGAAUGGACGAAUAUGGCUGCACCGUUUGUCGGACGCAAUCAUUGCUUCUUAUUUGUAUUAAUGAUUCCCGCGCUGUGGCGUCGGAGUGUAAUGAGCAGGUGAUGAAGCUCGGAGACUUUCUGUUCCAGGCGGGGAUGUAG